Messenger RNA from Lachancea fermentati, 2664 nucleotides. The record is from the annotation of a GenBank genome assembly. NCBI's taxonomy places the organism in Eukaryota, Fungi, Ascomycota, Saccharomycetes, Saccharomycetales, Saccharomycetaceae.
AUGAGGAUCUUAGGACGUAUAGGAUGUUUGGUGGGACUGAUAGCCCUCUGUUCCUGUGCAUUACUUGGUGUUGAUUAUGGCCAUCAGUUUAGUAAGGCUAUGGUCGUCUCCCCUCAGGCUCCAUUGGAAUUAGUGCUUACACCUGAAUCUAAACGGAAAGAUGUUUCAGGGUUAGCAAUCAAAAUUUGGAAUGAUGAUAUUGAAAGGGUUUAUGGAUCGAGUGUGGACUCCGUACAGGUUAAGUCCCCCCAAAACGCAUUUUUGCAUAUGAAGCCACUUCUUGGUAAAUCUCUAGAUGAGGACCUAAACGCGUACCAUAAGCAGCAUCCAGGAGUUGUGAUUGAAAGCACCAAUCGUGGAACUUUGUCGUUUCACACCAUCAAUUACGACUAUUCGGUGGAAGAGUUGGUUGCCAUGAAUUUAGAGCAAGCCAUUGAAAGGGCCGAAGGUCUAUUAAGGGAUAACGGUGGUUAUGAUACUGUUGAUUCUUUGGCAAUUACAGCACCUGAAUAUUUCACUCAAGAACAAAGACAGGCUCUUGUUGAUGCAUCUGAACUGCCCAGCGGCGUUAAGUCUACUUUGGUAAACGAUGGUUUAACUGUUGCAAUCAACUUUGCGUUAAACCACAGAGAGUUCCCGAUUGGUGAACCUCAGUAUUAUGUCGUCUACGAUAUGGGCAGUGGUUCCACCAGAGCAUCAUUAAUUUCAAUUUAUCAGCCUAUAAAUGCAACAGAACCUUUAGAGAUUGAGUUUUGUGGUUAUGGCUAUGAUAAGUCCUUGGGUGGCUCUCAGCUCACUUUGUCGGUGGCGAAUUUACUCCAGAAUAAGUUUUUGGAACAACACCCCAGCAUAAGGACUGAAAAAUUCGAGUCAAGUGCAAAAUCAUUGGUGAAACUCAUCCAUGCAGCUGAGAAGGCCAAGUUGAUUUUAAGCGCAAACACUGAGGCUUCAAUUAAUAUCGAAUCUCUUUAUGAUGAUUUGGACUUUAAGGCAGUCAUUACAAGGCAGGAAUUUGAGGAGUACAAUCAAGAUAUUGCUGAUACUGUCAUUCUUCCUAUCAUUGAUUCCUUAAAAAAUCAAUUUGGCAAGAGGAUGAUUAACCUUGAGGAUAUUUCUUCGAUCAUAUUGACAGGCGGAUCUACAAGAGUUCCUUUUGUUCAAAGGCAGCUGAAUACUUUUGUCAACGAAGACAAAAUUGCAAGAAGCGUUAACGCAGAUGAAUCGUCCGUUAACGGUGUCACGGUCAGAGGGGUUCAGAUUUUCAAGUCUUUUAAAGUUAAGCCAUUAAACGUUAUUGAUCGUUCGAUUUUCGAUUAUUAUAUCAAAGUAAAUGAAACAGAUACUCCAAUCUCUGUUUUUGAAAAGGGUAGCGAAUAUCCAAGUGCUUCUUCCUUCGUUUUGCCAUUAUCCAACAUAUCUGCAGACUUUUCAAUCGACUUGUAUGAAAACGGCAGGUUGUUCAAGACUAUUAAUGUGUCAACUGAAACAAUCAAAAGCAAAUAUACUAGUGACAAAUGUCCUUAUGGUAUAGCUUAUAACGCUACAUUCAGUUUGUCGCAAAAUAGAAUAUUCAGUCUUGACAGCGUUGAUGCUGUUUGCUUACAACACUCUGAAGACUCAAUUGGACUACUUGAGAAACUUUUUGGGGGAGGGAAAAAAGUGGCAGAUGAACAAGCGGGUGAAACGGCGGAAACCGGUAAUGAGAAGGCGUCGAACGCACCAAAAGACUCUCUAGCACGCCCAAAGAAAUUAUCGUUAAACACCAAGUACGUCCACGUCAAACCCAUGAGUGUUAAAGACAAAAUACAAGCGCAACAGCACAUGAAUAGUUUGAAAAGCAAGGAUCUUCAGCGGUUGAAGCUGCAGGAAGAAAGAAAUAAUCUCGAGACAGCUCUGUAUAAGGCAAGAGACUUCCUAGACGAGGUAGAAGUUGCAACAAAAGGACCUAAAUCAGAUGUCCACAAAUUGAAUGGUUUGGUAUCUGAGUACUUGGAGUGGCUGGACUACGAGUCAGAUGAUGCAUCUAUCAAAGAUUUGCGUGAUAAAAUCACCGAAAUAUCGCAACUUGAGGAGAAAAUUUCACUCUAUAUUCUAUCCUACAGCGAACCACUUGACGAAACACAAUUUUUGGCAAUAUACAAGAAUGGUACAUCGCUUUUGGAGCAGAUAGAGGAUCACCGUCGUUCUGAAAAUUUGACAUUAGAGUCAUUGGAGGAAGAUUUUUCUGCAGUAGAUCUCGACGUAAAAAAAGAAUACUACAAAAUCAAAGCUCCAAGACACUUACCUAAAACUGCAUCAAAAUUAGCUGGCUAUUUGAAUUCAAUGAACAAAACUUUGGAUGAUAUCAGCGACUUGCUGGAAUCAAAGAAACUGGGAGAUGAAACCCGGGAGGAUCUCUUCGAACUGAAAUUGCGUUUCGACUCCAUCUAUGGCGAAUUGAAGCAAUCGUUAAACGUUUUGAACGCCACUACAACCUAUCGUUUGAAUGAACUAUCUUCCUUAUACAGUAGAAGGUUAAGAGUUUUGAAAAGGAAAGAAGAGAGAAAAAAGGCACAAGAGUCGAUGACCUCAGCUCCUUCGAACUCGACCUCUACAGAAAGCGUAAGAUCUUCUAAAACAAGCUUGGAGUCAUCCUCAAGUGACAUUGUUCACGAUGAGCUGUGA